Messenger RNA from Oikopleura dioica, 1638 nucleotides. NCBI's taxonomy places the organism in Eukaryota, Metazoa, Chordata, Appendicularia, Copelata, Oikopleuridae. The record is from the annotation of a GenBank genome assembly.
AUGGGAGGUGACCGACAACGAAGUAGAGUUCAGGGGAAUUAUAUGAUGAAUGACCGGGGCGAAGCUCGAAGAAAGAAGCCUGAAAAAUGGAAGCAAGGUCUAAAACAACAAGAAGCUCCCAAAGCUCCAGCUUCGAUUCCAGCGCCAAACUCGGACCACUGCCUCACUCAAGUGAUCAAAAAGAUCCUUCCGUCUCCGUCGGACAAAAUUGCAGUCUUCAUUUUUCGCCGAGAUCUUCGAAUCUUCGACAACACGUCAUUGAUUGCUGCUGCUGCUGAUGGCUUUAAAAUUCUGCCUGUUUUUAUCUUUCCGCCAGAGCAAAUCGAGGAGAAGGAAAAUGAAUAUUUCUCGCAUCCGUGUGUCCAGUUCAUGUGCCAAUCUUUGAGCCAAGUGCACAAGGAGUUGGAAAAGCUGUCCUCAAAGUUGCACUUCAUCAAAUUGUCGAACAAGGACGCCCUAACGGAGUUGAAGAAAGAAGUCAACUUUGAAGCAGUUUACUCGAAUGAAGACUACUCUUUCUACGCGGUUUCAAGAGACAACGAAGUCCGAAGCUGGUGCCGCGAAAAUCGAGUCAAAUUCGUCCAAAAGGAAGACUACGGGAUGAUGAAACUUGACGAGAACUUGGACAAGUUCAAGCGACCGAUUAGGACUCACGCCGCAUUCAUGCGCGGUUUUAGAGCGAAUUAUACAGUCAGGCGGCCGACAGAAGUGCCUUGGACUGGAGCGAAUUUUGCCAGCUAUGAUUUAAACUGCGAAAUUCCAGAGGAGAAGAUACACACCUUCUAUCAGAACAACCCUAAACUCGCUGUUCGUCCAGGCAGAACUGGGGGAAUGGAAAAUCUCAAAUCCUUUGAAAAAUUGGUCGAUUACCGAGCAGUUCAUAAUAUGCUCGACUUGGAAACAUCACGAAGCUCUCCUCAUACGAAAUUCGGAACAGUUUCGGUCCGAGAGACAUAUUGGCGAGGAUUCGACUUGUUUGGCGAAGACUUUCAUGUUAUCAGACAGCUGGGCUGGCGGGAAAUGUACUUGAAAGUUUACGCGGCCCGUCCUGAAUGGCAAAAGGGACAGGCUAUUCACAAAGUACUAGACGAACACGUCGACUGGAGCUACGAUGAAGAGGUCUUCCAAAAAUGGUGCCUGGGCGAGACAGGUUUUCCGAUCGUCGACGCUGGAAUGCGAGAAUUGAACGAGACGGGAUUUCAGCACAACCGCGCGCGAAUGAAUUGUGCAUCUAUUCUGACCAAGAUCUUGCUGAUCGACUGGCGAUGGGGAUACAAGUACUUUUAUCAGAAACUGGUUGACUCUGACAUUUUCAACAACACCGCUGGCUGGGGUGUGCUCAGUUCCACUGGCUUAGGCCAAGGCUCGGCUGGACCCGACAAUCCGCCGUACAUCAACCCCUUCAACCCGUUCAUGCAGAGCCAGAAAUUCGACCCGAACUGCGAAUACAUCAAAAAAUGGGUGCCUGAGCUGGCUAACGUCCACGCCCGCGACAUCCACAAAUGGCAAGAUCAAGCUGUCCGACGAAAGUACCCUAACUGUAAAUACCCCGCUCCAAUCGUCAACUACAGUCAGGCGGCACAGCGCUGCCACGACAUUUUUACCAAAGCUGCCAGCAUUGCAAAGUCUGUAAAAUAA